Messenger RNA from Macaca mulatta (Rhesus monkey), 6342 nucleotides. NCBI's taxonomy places the organism in Eukaryota, Metazoa, Chordata, Mammalia, Primates, Cercopithecidae. The record is from RefSeq and is a predicted model, not a curated record.
GCAUGGAACUCCUGGGGGCCAUGGAACUCCCGCUGGCUGCGGCAGUGGUGGGCGCCCGGCUGGCGCCCUGCGCUGAACUGGUGUGAUGCAUUUUCACUGCUGUAGACACAGGCUCUGCCCGUCCUGGGCCUCUCCUGGUCCCUGCAGCCUGUCCUGUGCUCUGUCCUGCCCACCUUGGCUGGUGGCCUUGGAGGUGCCGUCCUCCCUCACCGGGGAGCUUGGGGUUGGGCUCCCACGUCUCAGUUGUCGGGGACCCCACGCUCACAGGCCCCUACACUCAUCAGUGCCUCUCCUUAGGAAUCCUCAAACACUGACCUCGCCGCCUUGGUUCGUGGUUCCCUUGGCUGUGCGGGGUCUGUUCUGUGCAUCUGGUGUUCCCACUGGAGAAGCCACCCGGGCCCUGGACUCUGGGCUCCGACUCCCUUAAGCCUCCAGCUGGCCGGGUGUCCCUGCAGGGCCACUUCUGUGCUCUGCUGCCCCAGUCACCUCAUCCGUAAUGAUGGGGAAGGACGGGCUGAGCUCCCCGGCCCGUCAGCUCCGGGCGUUGACAAUUCUAGGACAAGCCUCGCCCAACCUGCAAUAAGGACACGUUCCUGCUGCAGUGACCCCGCCGGCACGUGUGCUGUGCUGCUGAGUGCCCCCGCCGGCACGUGUGCUGUGCUGCUGAGGACACUGUGCACCCAGAGGGCCACGUCCUGGAUUUUGUUUUCAUAGAUGGGAGUUCACAGCCAAGUGGAGGCCAUAGGGGAAGGGUGAAAAGAUCCUGCAGUUGCUGCCGCCACAGCUGUGAUUAGGGCAAGUCUCAGCUCCCCUGGAGUGAGUGCUCCUGUGGGCCAUCAGGUGACAUGGGGACAGAUGCCACAGAGAAGUGCAGAGGAGGGGCCAGGGAGCGCUGUGGGAUCCAGGCUCUCUGAGAAGGUAUUUCUACCCAGGCGUAAUCACCAAGUGCUGGAAGCGACACAAGCGUCCUUCAAUGGUGAGCGGAUGGCAGGGCCCCCAGGAGACCACAGGAAAGUCACGUAGAGAAGGCAUUAGGUGGGGUGUCAGAUGUGGGGGAGAACGAGCUGGAGACGGACACGGGCAUGGAGGUGUGGAUGGCCCUGGGGAGGCCCCUGGCAGCUGGUGGACGGCAGGAGCAGCGUGGACGGCAGGAGCAGCACGGGAUGAGAGAGCCAAGCGAAGUUCUUCCUCCUGCUGAGGGAACAGAUCCCGUGUGACCUUCAUGCCGUCAUGGAUUGGAAACUGCUAAUGUGUGUUCCUUUUGAAAUAUGCAAGAUGUUGCGCGUGAUUAAACUGAGGGAAGAUUAAGGUGAGUUACUCCUUUGUUUAAACUUUGGCUUCUUGGGUAGUCUUAUUAAGGGAAGGGAUUUAAAGUGCUUAAAAAUUCAAUAGGACAAAGGGCAUGUUGUGGUUCAAGACUGAUGUAUUGCCAUACAGGAUGCGAUCUGUUCCAAGGGCCGUAAAGCAGUCAAGUGAGCUCGCUGUGGUUGGAGCCGGCCAAUUAUAACACCUCCUGAAGUCACAGGGACGCAAUCUGCAGGCUCCUGGGAUGGCUUGGCUGGCAGCUUGGACAGCUGGGCUCCUCCAGGCGCUUCCGAGCCCCCUUCCGUCCUGUCAAGGUCAUCCUAGCCAUUCCCCUGUGGCUGUCUCCCCAGCCAGUGGCUAACGUCACCUGCAGACCAGCCUUUAAAGAUAGGAUGCCCCUCACUUCCCUUCAACAUCCACUUGACUUUUUGCAAAAUCCUUAUUUUAGACAUUCCUCCUUAUCCUUAAGACAUGUCCUUUGGUGGGGUCCUCUCUUGGGGCGAAUCCAUUCAGGGCUCACAGCAAGAGGGGAGCACACGAAGGAGAAGGACUGGAUUAGGGGACAGGAGCAUUGGGAGGGUGUCAAAUUCUCCAUCUCUGCGUUUUGUGGCUUCUCUGAGUGUUUCCUCGUGGGUACUGGGAGGAUGAUGUUUGCUGUGGGAACCAACCAGUGUCAACAUGAGAACCAAGUGCUGCUUGUUGAGUGAGGCCUGAAGACCUGGAAUCUGGAGUCAGACAGGCCUGGGCUUGUAUUUCACAUCUGCCACUCAUUGUGGGGCCAGGGUGGCAGUGACUUACUUUCCUUGUGCUUUGGUACCUGCAUUUGUUAAGUGGGGAUAAUAGCAUCUAAUUCAUUUCAAUGAGGAUGUUCUCAGGCUUAAUGCUAUAAUUUAUGGAACUAGUGCUUGGCCCAGUGCAGAACCUCAAGGAAUGGCGGCCACUUUUACAGUUAUUAACUCAACGAUAGUGUUAUUAUCACUCUUACUCCUACUUCCAUUACCAUGACUACAAUGCACGGUGCAGAGGCCCUUCAGAAAGCGCAGAGCCCCUUGCAGGUGCGAGGACUGAUUCCGGGUAAUGUCCAGGCUCACCUGAUGAGGGCUGUAAUUACCCCGAACUUGCUACUGGUCUUUCCUGCCAGUAACCCUUGCAGAACAGCCACCGGGAGCCUUUUAUAUUGUGUGUCAUAAAAACAACUCUGAUUGGGUUCUUAUGAAGUAGGGUGUGUAAUGGCCCCACCUGUCACAGAAGCAGAAUGCAUUUCCAGAUUGAAAACGACUAGGACUCCGUUGCUCCUGUGCGGGCGAGCUGUGACUUGCACUUUGUAGCUGCACACACUGGCGCAUCCUUGUGCACGUAAUGACUGCCUCAGGCCAGUGUGUGUAUGUGCAGAUGGCACUGCCCUUCCCUUCAAGCUGUGCUAGUGAAAUACCUCUCACAUCCACCCGGUGAGACCCAAGCCUCUUCCUGUCUCAGCCUUCUUCACUCUCAUCUCAGCCUUUUUCUUCCUAGUCGAGGUGUUGAUGAGUUAGUGCAGUCACUCAUUCACACCAACAAGCAUGUAUGGAGGGCCUGCGGUAUAGCAGCACCGGUGACACCAGCUAGGAAACCAGCGUGUAGGCUGCCCACUCUGUGGGGCACACACGUCGGGGCCCGAGAGAGCAGGAGGAGCUUGUGUGCUUUCUGUUUGGCUGAGGAAACCAAAUACAGGGACAAAGGGACAAGUCACCCAGGCACCACGCUGUGCUCGCACAUGUGCAGACGUCCCGCAAGGGUGGACCCCGUGUGGGGCCUGGCCUGUGCCCAGCACUGGGUUAGAAUGUGGCAUCGUGCCUGUCUUAGUGAGCUCACACCUAGAUGAGGGACGCUCUGGUGAACACACAAUUUAAUCUUCAAUAGAAUCCAGACAGGUAAAUGUCAGGUUUUAGAAGGGGAGAAAGACCACGUUUGGCAAAGAGGCACAUGAUGGCUUUGAAGAUCUGGGAAAGGUGGAGCUUGAGGUGAGUCAGGCCCGUGCUGGGAUGAGAAAUAGGGGUUCAGCCGAGGGGACUCAUGAGAUGCAGCCAGAGGAAUGGUGCCAGGGUGCACACACACGGGGACCCCCUGCCACGGAACAUACACAGGAGAACCCCCUGCCACGGUACACUCACAAGAAUGGGAUGUGAGUCAGACAGUGAUGAGUGAUGGUCCCCCACGCCAGGCAGACAAGCUGCGGUGGAGCUAGGUGGCAAAAAGGAUGGAGAGAGGUCCCCGUGUGUGUGCUCCGUGGCAGGGGGUUCCUGUGUGUGUGCACUUCAGGGCAGGGGGUCCCUGUGUGUGUUCACCGUGGCAGGGGGUCCCCGUGUGUGUUCACCGUGGCAGGGGGUCCCCGUGUGUGUGCACUGCAGGGCAGGGGAUCCUCGUGUGUGUGCACCCUGGCAGGGGUCCCCGGUGUGUGCACCCUGGCAGGGGGUCCCCGUGUGUGUUCACCGUGGCAGGGGGUCCCCGUGUGUGUUCACCCUGGCAGAGGGUCCCCGUGUGUGCACUGCAGGGCAGGGGGUCCCCAUGUGUGUGCACCCUGGCAGGGGUCCCUGGUGUGUGCACCCUGGCAGGGGGUCACCGUGUAUGUUUACCGUGGCAGGGGGUCCCCGUGUGCAUUCACGGUGGCAGGGGGUCCCCGUGUGUGUCCACCGUGGCAGGGGGUCCCCGUGUGUGUGCACCCUGGCAGGGGAUCCCCGUGUGUGUGCACCCUGGCAGGGGGUCCCCGUGUGUGUGCACUGCAGGGCAGGGGUCCCCGUGUGUGUGCACUGCAGGGCAGGGGUCCCCGUGUGUGUGCACUGCAGGGCAGGGGUCCCCGUGUGUGUGCACUGCAGGGCAGGGGUCCCCGUGUGUGUGCACUGCAGGGCAGGGGUCCCCGUGUGUGUGCACUGCAGGGCAGGGGGUCCCCGUGUGUGUGCACCCUGGCAGGGGUCCCUGGUGUGUGCACCCUGGCAGGGGGUCCCCGUGUAUGUUUACCGUGGCAGGGGGUCCCCGUGUGCAUUCACGGUGGCAGGGGGUCCCCGUGUGUGUCCACCGUGGCAGGGGGUCCCCGUGUGUGUGCACCGUGGCAGGGGAUCCCCGUGUGUGUGCACCCUGGCAGGGGAUCCCCGUGUGUGUGCACCCUGGCAGGGGAUCCCCGUGUGUGUGCACCCUGGCAGGGGGUCCCCGUGUGUGUGCACUGCAGGGCAGGGGUCCCCGUGUGUGUGCACUGCAGGGCAGGGGUCCCCGUGUGUGUGCACUGCAGGGCAGGGGUCCCCGUGUGUGUGCACUGCAGGGCAGGGGUCCCCGUGUGUGUGCACUGCAGGGCAGGGGUCCCCGUGUGUGUGCACUGCAGGGCAGGGGUCCCCGUGUGUGCGCACUGUGGCAGGGGUCCCCGUGUGUGCGCACUGUGGCAGGGGUCCCCGCGUACCUGCAUGCACACGGUGCGCUUCAUGCACACAAAUAUGAGUUUACCUGGAAAGGACAGACUGGCUUGGAAGCUGUUGUAAUAAUUUCAGGUAAAGCGGUUUAGGCUGGAUGGACUGGCUGUAGAACCGGAGAGACAGGCAGCUUUCGUCCUGGGGAAGGAGUGGGAGAUGACCCGAAGGGUGGGUUUGUGAAAAGGAGAAAUAGGUGUCAGGGAAGAACCCUAAAAGGCCCCUGGACCUGAUCUCCCAAGAAGACACGCCUCAGCUACUCUUGUGAUCAUUAAAAUGUGACAGAGUUAAAUCUUCACUAGUCAGAAUUUCAUCCUAGCACCCCCUCCCAUCUGCAGAACCCUGAUACCUGGUGUUGGGAGUGGUGGCCAAGACUCCAGAGAAGCAAGUCAAUUAGGUGCAGUUCUACCAGGGGAAUUUAGCCAGGGAAAAGGCAACCCUGCCUGAACCAGAGCAUCCACCAGGGCCUCAGGAUGCCCCCUGGAGAGCCCCACCAGCCGCCAGUCUUCUGCAGCUAACAGGCUGUGGUCAGGCAGGCAGGGGUCAGUUGGAUGUUGGGGUAACCUAGCGUGCACCUGCCUUCCAGCCUAGAGGACUUGGGAGCUCCUGCAGGCAGGCGAGGUGACCUCUCUACAACCCAAUCAGCCAAGCCCUUCCCCAGACAUCACUGACCCCAAAGGGCUGACUACACUUCCCUUUAAAAUAACAAUCACAAACCAAUACCUCCCAUAAUAGAAGCUAUUUUCAUAUAUAAAUCAAUAUAUUUCCCUUUCUCUUUCUGUAAGGAAGACAGAGGAUUGUAAUUUAUUUCUCUUUCCUUCUGUGUAUAAACUAAUUUUUUCUUGUUAUAAAAGAAAGAGAAUUCUAAUUUGCUGCUUUGGAACAAGCCCAGGAAUGGAGCCUAAGUAUGUGGAGGGAACUCUGGAGAUUACAGAGUGAAGUUCAGCUGACCUGGUGCCACAAAUUAAGCUGCAGUCCACUUAAGCUGCCAACAACAAUAAAUUAAGCUAUUGUGCUUGGAGGACGUUGGGAUUGGCACUGCAUAGGAUCAAGGCUGUAUUAAGUGGAGGCACUUACUCCCUCGCUCCUGCCGCCAGCCCUAGCUGAGGGGGCUUGGCGUCUACUUCUCCUUGAAAUGCGUGAUGUCUGACCUUCCAUUUCAGCGUGCGUAUCAUCAGCACGGUGCCCCAGGGUGCUGAGAGUUCACGUUGUUCUUGGUCAUUUAACAGGGUAAGGGUGAUAAAGUCAGGAGAUUCGCCUUUGACGAAAUAACAUGAACAUUCUCUAAAGUGAGACCUGUGAGUAGUAGAGGUGGGCUGAACCACAAGACGCACUGAUGAGGCCCAUACUCUUUUCCUUUUCAUCUGAGGCCAUUCUGUCUGGCUCUUCAUACCCCCAGAGGCCAGUCAUGGUUUUGUUUACAAAAUGACAUAAGGUAGCCUCUGGAAACCUUGUUGUGGGAUGACUCAGAGGUGAUGAGCCUCAAAUGAGUUGGAGGUUCUAAUAAGGGGGUUACAUAUUCCACGCUCCCACCACUGCCUUCAAAUCUAUGGAAAUCUUACAGAAAAGAGUGUAGUCAGCCACUUGGGGUCGGUGAUAUCCG